UGGUCGUUUGGUCCGAGUCAGAAUGCACACGCUAAACUAAUACAAUUCCAAGAAUAGUUUACCCAGUCAACAAUCAACACCAAAAAUAACAAAUAAAAAAAUAAAAAUCCAAGAACCCCAAAAUUGAUUCACCAAAUUCAUCUCCAUAAUUGCUCCAUUUCCCCAUUUUCUGAACUGUGACAAAGAAAAAGAAAGAAAAAAACACUUUUUUUUUUCUUUUGGGUUUCAAUUUACAUUAAAAGUUUAAUCUUUGGUGCUUGGGGAUUAUUGAAAAAGUGAAGAGAGCGUGUGUGGGGAUAUACUUUAUUUUGUAAACCCCAUUUGGUAUGGUUGUUUAGUGGAAGAGCAAAGUUGAAAAAGGUGGGGUUUUCUUGAAUUUAAUACUGAAGGUUUUUAUUGAUAUAAUUUUCUGUUUCCAGUGGCUUUACACAUGUAUACAUCUGGGUUUUUAAGUCAAAAGGCAAAAAACUUUACACAUGGGUUUUUGCAAAAGUUGUUGAAUUUUGAGGAACUGGGGUUUUCCCUGAGUUGAUUCAGUUGAAAAAAGUGUCCUUCUAGCCCCUUUCUUGAAGGUGGUAGGUAACUGAGUAAUUUCUUGAAUUAUUUGAUGAAGUAAUUUCAUCAUUUUGUGCUGACCCUUUUGAAAAGCUGAGCUUGGGCAUGUGGGUUUCAGCUCAGGUGGAAGAUUUAACUUUGGUUUGAUGACUUUACUCAGUUUUGGUUGAUCUUUCUGUUGAGCAUUUACUUGUUAUUUAUAUAAAGUUUCAAAUUGAAGAGAAAUAUGAUCAAGAUAUUUGGUAAAAAGAACUCUAAGAAGCAGUCAAAGACAGCUGGUACCUCUAGUUCAAGUUCUUCAACUAGCAGUUCAAAGAAAAGUGACGGAGGAAAUAAAAAGGUUGGAGUAGCCAGUACUGUUAUUUCAGCCCCUUAUUCUGUUUCAGCUUCAGGAUAUGGAAUGGGGGAUAAGUUUGUUCGAGAUGGGAGUUUUAAGGUGAAUGGGAAUCUGGUAGUAGCUUCUUAUGAUGCAUUACCAAAUUUUAGGGAUGUUCCCAAUUCUGAGAAACAGAACUUGUUCAUUAGGAAGCUCAGCAUGUGUUGUGUUUUGUUUGACUUCACUGAUCCUACAAAGAACCUUAAAGAAAAGGAGAUCAAGCGACAGACAUUGUUGGAGCUCGUGGAGUACGUGACUUCUGCAAAUGUAAAAUUUACAGAAGUGGUGAUGCAAGAAGUAGUAAAAAUGGUAUCUACAAAUUUGUUCAGGGAACUCAUGCCUCAGCCUCGGGAGAACAAGGCGUUGGCCUUUGAUGUGGAAGAGGACGAGCCUGCAAUGGAUCCUGCAUGGCCACAUCUGCAGAUUGUGUAUGAGUUUCUUCUAAGAUUUGUUGCAUCACCGGAAACUGAUGCAAAAGUUGCUAAAAGAUAUGUAGAUCAUUCUUUUGUUCUCAGAUUGCUUGAUCUUUUCGACUCUGAGGAUCCUAGAGAGAGGGAGUACUUGAAAAUAAUACUGCACCGUGUCUAUGGGAAGUUCAUGGUACACCGACCUUAUAUUAGGAAGGCUAUUAAUAACAUAUUUUACCGUUUUGUUUUUGAGACUGAAAAGCAUAAUGGGAUUGCAGAGCUUCUGGAAAUUCUGGGCAGCAUAAUCAAUGGGUUUGCUUUGCCACUAAAAGAAGAACACAAGCUUUUUCUUGUGCGGACACUGAUCCCCCUGCAUAAACCCAAAUGCUUAGCCAUGUACCAUCAACAGUUAACUUAUUGUAUGACACAGUUUGUGGAGAAAGACUGCAAGCUUGCUGAUACAGUUAUUAGGGGAUUGUUAAAGUAUUGGCCAGUAACAAAUAGCUCAAAGGAAGUCAUGUUCCUUGGUGAGUUGGAGGAAAUCUUGGAAGCUACUCAGCCACCAGAUUUCCAAAGGUGUAUGGUGCCAUUGUUUCGUCGAAUUGCUCAUUGCUUGACUAGUUUGCAUUUUCAG
Molecule: messenger RNA, 1972 nt
Organism: Nicotiana tabacum (common tobacco)
Lineage: Eukaryota; Viridiplantae; Streptophyta; Magnoliopsida; Solanales; Solanaceae
Source: RefSeq, a predicted model, not a curated record